AAGAUGUUCAUUGGUGGUCUGAACUGGGAGACCACAGAUGAAUCCCUUCGAGACUAUUUCACCCAAUUUGGCGAGGUGAUUGAGUGCACCGUGAUGCGCGAUGGCGCCACCGGCCGCUCACGAGGCUUUGGGUUUCUGACGUUCAAAGACCCAAAGACGGUAAACGUGGUGAUGGUCAAGGAACAUUAUCUUGACGGCAAAAUUAUCGAUCCCAAACGGGCCAUCCCGCGAGAUGAGCAAGAAAAGACCAGCAAGAUCUUUGUGGGCGGCGUGUCUCAGGAGACCACGGACGCCGAAUUCAAGGACUACUUUGCCCAAUUCGGCCGCGUCGUCGACGCAACCCUCAUGAUGGAUAAGGACACUGGCCGGCCCCGCGGUUUCGGUUUUGUCACCUUUGAGUCCGAGGCGGGUGUCGACGCAUGUCUCUCCACGGAUCUAGCCAUACAUGGCAAGCCCAUCGAGGUCAAAAAGGCCCAACCACGC
Molecule: messenger RNA, 483 nt
Organism: Cryphonectria parasitica EP155
Lineage: Eukaryota; Fungi; Ascomycota; Sordariomycetes; Diaporthales; Cryphonectriaceae
Exons: 3
Molecular function (GO): RNA binding
Source: RefSeq, a predicted model, not a curated record